Molecule: messenger RNA, 3814 nt
Organism: Carassius carassius (crucian carp)
Lineage: Eukaryota; Metazoa; Chordata; Actinopteri; Cypriniformes; Cyprinidae
Gene: tmprss15
Product: transmembrane serine protease 15
Exons: 25
Coding region: 565-3666 (1033 amino acids)
Biological process (GO): acrosome reaction; proteolysis
Cellular component (GO): membrane
Molecular function (GO): protein binding; serine-type endopeptidase activity
Source: RefSeq, a predicted model, not a curated record
UGAGGAACAGGUGAGCACAAUUAGACAAACAAGGCUAACAAGAGGGCGUGGUAAAGAGGAAACAAUAAGGAUGGGCGAAGAAGGAGAAAACAAUUAACAAGACCAUGUGCUGACACAAGAAACAAAACAAACAGAGUGACACUAAUUGUGCAAAAAAAAGGACAAAAACACAUUUUUACUGUAUUUUUUAAAAUGCUUUCUUUUCCAGUUCUCCCUCUGGAGAUUGAUGUUUAUGUAUUUGUCAAAGAGAAAUACUUCCUAAAGGUUAAUAUGGGAGAACAGGUUAGUUUUCACAGGACAUGGUGAUUCUUUAUUCUGGAAUGCAUUUGGAUAUCUAGAGGAAGGAUUUGACAGUUAUAAAAAUGAUAUUACAGCCCAAGCGAUUGAACAUUGUAUUUUUUUGCUUCCUCUUGUGUUACUCCCCAAUGCUUUCUGAAGAUGCUGAUAAAAUGGUACUUUGUUCUAAUCAACAUUAGUUGCCGUUCAAUAAAAAUUUAUUGCUAGGUUGUAUAGCAAGGACAAAAGCAUGUUGGAAGCUGUGUGAGUCUUCAGUAAGUGUCUGAGAUGGCCAGAAGAGUGUUUGCUUUGUCGUCCACGGAGCUGCUGCUCACUGCGCUGCUGGCUCUUCUCUUCGGGGUCUGUGUGGGACUCAGUGUGGUCACAUGGCUCGCUCUGGACAACAGAGCUGCGGCUGGUGAAGGAGAUGAGAUCGGCUCAGAGUUCACCGGGAGGCUCGUCAUCUCUAACGGAAGCAUUUUCACGGAGGAGCUGCUGAACAAAAACAGCGCGAAGUUCAAAGCUCUGGCAUAUGACACCGAGCAGAAGAUCGAUGACGCUUACAGACGUACGUCCCUUAAAGAGCAGUUCAGAAGCUCUAAGGUCAUUGAAUUCAGUGAAGGCAGCGUGGUUGUGUUCUUUGACCUGGUCUUCCGAGGCGCUCUGGAUCUGCAGACGGCUCAGGAGCAGCUCGUGGAUGGUUUACAGCAGGCUGGCGGAGCUGAGGAUGGACUGCUGUUUGACCUCGACAGCGUGCAGAUCUCAGAUAAACCAACUACAACCCAGAGACUGUCCACAGCAGAAGCAGUCACUCCAAUCAGAUGUCCAGAUGGACAGACGGUGUGUGCUGAUGGAUCAGCGUGUUUUUCUCAGUCGGACCUCUGUGAUGGAGCCAAAGACUGUGCUGACGGCACUGAUGAGAGUCAGACUGUCUGUGCAACAGUGUGUGAUGGUCAGUUUCUCCUGCUCGGUCCGACCGGAUCCUUCCACUCUAAGAACUUUCCCGAGGCCUAUGACAGUCCCACAGCCUGCCGUUGGAUCAUACGAGUGACUGAGGGCUUGGCCAUUAAAAUGGUCUUUCACACUUUUCACACGGAGCACGGCAUCGAUGUUCUGGAGCUGUAUGAGGGCACCGGCCCCAAGAAAACACUGACAUACUCUCUCUCGGGCACAUCACCUGGAGACGCAUGGCUCCUGUCUCAUGAAGCCACCGUUGAAUUUAAUGCAGACUACAGCAACAGCCUUCAAGGAUUCAACGCUUCUUACACAGCAGAGGAAUUCAGUGACCUCUCCAAUGAAGAGAGGAUAAACUGCUCCUUUGAAGAGAACUUCUGUCUCUGGAAGCAAGAGUUUUAUGAUGAUGGCGACUGGUUACGAGCACAAGGCGCUGUUCUCCCACCCGACACCGGCCCAAGCUUCGACCACACGAUCGGCAACGAAUCAGGGACCUACAUUGUGACCCCUCGGACCCCUGGAAGUUGGGAGAAAAAGUUCCGUAUCUACAGUCUUCCUCUGACUCCAACAAAGGAAUCAAUGUGUCUGCAGUUCUGGUAUCAUAUGUUUGGUGAAGAGGUGUGGCGUCUGACAGUCAUGGCACAGAAAGGCUCUUCUAUCACCGUCCUCUUCCAGAAAGAAGGGAACUAUGGUGACAGCUGGAAUUACGCUCAAGCCACGCUAAACAUGGAUGCUGAGGCUGUGGUGGUGUUUGAAGCACAGAAGAGGGCGGGAUUUCGGAACGACAUCGCCCUGGAUGACAUCAGCAUUGUGUCUGGUUCUUGUGGAGUGGCCCCUCCGGAACCGACCCCAGUCCCUACUCCCACCACUCCUCCUUACAUACCACAGGACUGUGGGGGACCCUUUGACCUGUAUGAAUCCAACUCAACAUUCAGCUCUCCAAACUACCCCAAUGGCUACGGACACAAAGCUUCAUGUAUGUGGACUUUACAUGCUAAGGAAGGACAGAAUAUCCAACUGCAUUUUCAAGACAUUGCUUUAGAGAUAGCUUAUGAUGUUUUGGAAAUCCGAGAUGGAGUGACACCCUACUCAGAGUUGAUAGGUGUCUUAACUGGGGAUCGUUCCUUCCCGGAUCUGUUUUCCACAAGCUCUCAGAUGACAGUAAUGCUUUUCACGGAUGUGUCAGGCAAUGACAGAGGCUUUCUCGCCAACUUCAGCACAGGCUUUAACCUCGGGCAGCCAGAUCCGUGUCCCAGCGGUCAGUUUCAGUGUGGCACAGGAGCGUGUGUGUCCAGCUCAGGUGUGUGUGACGGAGCAGAAGACUGUGCUGAUGGCUCUGAUGAAGCUGACUGUGUGCAUAUAAUCAAAGAUGACAUCACUGCAGCUGAACGACUGAGACUUCAGGUCCAGAAUCAUCUUUACACGGUGUGUGCUCAAGACUGGAGCUCUCAGCUCUCACACUUCUUCUGCCGAUACCUGGGCUACAGGUCAGGAGAUGCUUGGUUCCCUAGUGCUGUGGAUGCAGAUGCUCCUUUUACAACUGUGAGUGUGAAUUCCAAUGGCUCACUGGAUCUGAAACCCAGUGACACGUGCCUCAGCGAGAAGAUUGUGUCUCUGCACUGUAACAAUCAGCCAUGUGGCGCACGUAAAGUGCCCUUAAAAAGAGAGACUGAGGUGGAGACAGGCAGAAAGCAAGAGGGCAGAAUCGUGGGCGGGCAGGAUGCUCAGAAAGGGGCGUGGCCAUGGAUAGUAUCUCUGCGCUGGUUGGGCGGUUACGUGUGCGGAGCCACAUUGAUUGACAGGGAAUGGCUGAUUACAGCCGCACACUGUGUUCAUGGAAAGAACGUGCACCUGUCAAACUGGGCAGCAGUGUUGGGUCUUCACUCUCAGUUUGGCUCGGAUGACUCGAACAAACAGGUCCACGCAGUAGAUCAGGUGAUCAUGCACAAGCACUAUAACAGGAGAACCAAGGAGUCGGACUUUGCUCUGAUGCAUUUAAAGACGCCUGCCAACUUCACAGAUUACAUUCAGCCCAUCUGCCUCCCAGAUCCCGGCGCUCCGGUUGAAGAAGGGAGGAAGUGUUUUAUUGCUGGCUGGGGAUUUCUGGCUGAAGAUGGCCCCGUAGCUGAUGUGUUACAGGAAGGCAUUGUGCCAAUUUUAAGCAACAAACAGUGUCAGGAAUGGCUGCCGGAUUACAGCUUCAGCGAGCGGAUGCUGUGUGCUGGCUACGCUGAUGGAGGAGUGGACACCUGCCAGGGGGACUCUGGGGGUCCUCUGAUGUGUGAAGAGGCCGGCAGCUGGGUUCUUGUAGGAGUCACAUCGUUUGGUAUCGGAUGUGCUCGACCGCAGCGUCCCGGAGCAUAUGCUCGUGUCAGUCAGUUUGUUCAGUGGACGGCAGAGAAACGACGCCUCUAUUCAGACUGGAGUGGGCUCUAAUCAUUCCCCAUGCAGACACAACUUAUCCCUCGGCUGUUGUUCGGUCAUUUCAGACCGGAAAAAAAAGUCUUGAUGACUUUUAUGGCAGUCACUAUGUGAAGACUAAAGAUACUCAUGGACUUGGUUUUAAAAAGCUACAUGAAGCUAA